Lottia gigantea (owl limpet) is the source of this 306-nucleotide messenger RNA. RefSeq lists its product as hypothetical. Bases 1 to 306 code for a protein of 101 amino acids. Gene Ontology annotation, biological process: proteolysis. NCBI's taxonomy places the organism in Eukaryota, Metazoa, Mollusca, Gastropoda, Lottiidae. The record is from RefSeq and is a predicted model, not a curated record. Gene Ontology annotation, molecular function: serine-type endopeptidase activity. The transcript has 2 exons.
AUGAUACUACAAGAACUACAAGUUAAUGUAUCUAGUGUAUCAACUUGUAGAUCAUUAUAUGGAACGAGGGUGAGUGAUCGUCAAGUCUGUGCUGGAAAUGGAACAAAACAAGCUUGUAUGGGAGAUUCCGGAAGUCCCCUAUCAUGUAAUAUUAAUGGUAUAUGGUAUGUAGUAGGUGUGGUAUCGUGGGGUGAUGAUAAUUGUGUAGGCAGACCAUCAGUAUUCACUCGUAUUUCACAAUUUAUUCCUUGGAUUCAACAACAAACUGGACUUCAUUUUAAUCAAAAUUCUCAUGUAAUUGGAUAG